Carica papaya (papaya) is the source of this 1110-nucleotide messenger RNA. Its product is annotated as putative jasmonic acid carboxyl methyltransferase 2. NCBI's taxonomy places the organism in Eukaryota, Viridiplantae, Streptophyta, Magnoliopsida, Brassicales, Caricaceae. Gene Ontology annotation, molecular function: methyltransferase activity. The record is from RefSeq and is a predicted model, not a curated record.
UCCACAGAGAGAAUAAUGGAAAUUCCGCCAGCCCUCCACAUGAACAAAGGUGAUGGUGAGAAUAGUUAUGCCAAAAACUCGCAGGUCCAGAGGAUGAUUAUAAGCAAAGGAAAAACAAUGUUGGAGGAAGCAGUUGAACAAAUGCUUUCCUGCAGCAGCAUGAUUCCGGAGGUGAUGGAGAUUGCAGACCUGGGUUGUUCAUCAGGUCCUAACACGUUGACUGUGAUAUCAGAGAUCAUAAACGUGAUUCAUGCCACAUGUCGAAAUCGGGGCCGUCCAUCACCCGAGCUUAGAAUUUCCCUCAACGAUCUUCCCACCAAUGAUUUUAACUAUAUAUUCGCUUCACAACUCCCAUCCUUCUAUAAGGAAUUAGAGGUGAAGGGAUCAUGCUUUGUUUCUGGAAUUGCAGGUUCCUUUUAUGGCAGAUUGUUCCCUCGAAAAUGUCUGCACUUUGUUCACUCUUCCUCUAGUCUCCACUGGCUAUCCCAGGUCCCAGCUAGUUUAGAAAGCAAUGAAGUGGUAAACAAGGGAAAGCUAUACAUAUCGAAGAGCAGCCCUGAGUGUGUAUUGGAGGCGUACUCUGUCCAGUUUCAGAAGGAUUUUUCAACGUUUUUGAAAUCAAGGUCUGAAGAAUUAGUCCAUGGCGGCCGCAUGUUCUUGUCUUUCAUGGGUAGAAGAUGCAGUGAUCCAACAACUGAGGAAAGCUGCUACCAGUGGGAGCUGUUGGCACAAGCACUCAUGACCAUGGCUAGAGAGGGUAUUAUUGAAAAGGAAAAGAUAGACAGUCUUAACGUGCCUUAUUACGCUCCAAGUAUCAAAGAAUUGAAAUUAGAAAUAGAAAAGGAAGGAUCAUUCGUUAUCAAUGAAGUUGAAGCAUUGGAAAUUGAUUGGGAUGGAGGAAGCAACCACAAUGAAGAAUUCAUACAAAGAGGAGAACGAGUGGCGAACACUAUUAGAGCAGUUGUUGAGUCAAUGUUAGAAAGUCAUUUUGGAGAACAUAUCAUGGAUGAAUUAUUUGAGAGAUAUGCACAACUUGUGGGCGAUUACUUGUCUAAUAAUUCAACCAAGUACAUCAACUUCCUACUCUCCCUUGUUAGAAAUCACAUUUAA